AUGCUAAACCUAGUUUCUAAUUCUCACUCUCCAACUUCAACCUAAGUAAUUCUUUAUUGUACAAUCAAGAAAGAGAUAAUUUUAUUAGACUUCAGGCCCUUUGAAAGGAAUCUUAAAAAAUAAGUCUCUAUAUGGAGAUAAUAUAGACCGAAAUUCAUUGUAAGGAGAUAAGAAUGUAGAAGAUGAAUUAAUUGAGCAAUCAUUUUUAUCAUAAGGAUCUUUUCAUGCACACAAGUAAAUUGAAUAAUAUGAUAGAAAUUCAAAUAAUUAAGUUGCUGAGUAAAAAUCAAAUAUAAUUAAACAAGCAUCCAAUAAACUUGGAAGAUUAAAUAAUGUAUGGAGAAACAAAUCUUUAAAUAUAAUUUAUUAUAUAUCCAAGUUCGCAAGAUAAUUGAAAACAAGCGCAAAUAAAAUAAAAUUUAAACUAUUAACAAGAAGGAUUCUGGAUCUCAUAAGGGACUUGGGAUCUGAUACUGACGAAUUAUUAAGGCAAAGAGAUAAUUAAUAUCAUAAAAAAACGGUUUAAACUAUGAAAUGCUUUAAUAAAGUGUUAAAUAAAAUUCAAUAUUUGCCUAUCAUUGAACCUGACUCAAUUGUUAAAUUAUCUUGGGAUAUCAUAGUAUUAUUGGCUAUUGUUAUAAAUAUUAUCUAUAUACCUUUAGAAUUAAGCUUUUCAGUUGAUAUGGAUUAAACAACUUAGUUAUGUUUAAACACACUUCCUUCCUGGCUUUUUGUUGUAGAUAUAUUUGUUACAUUAUAAACAGCUUUUUAUGCAAAAGGAAUAAUACAUAGAAAUUAAAUAGAAAUCUUUAAGAAUUACCUUAAAGGAGGUACUCUAAUUCUAGAUAUAAUUAUUGUAAUUCCAAUAUUACUAUCAUCUUUGAAUUUUUCAUUUUUUAAAUAUGCUCUAUUAUUAAGAAUCUUUAGAUUACCAAAAAUAGCAAGCAAUAUUGAGGAGAUAAUUAAUCCAAACCAACAAGUAAAGGCAAUAAUUUCAUUAAUUAAAUUGAUAUAUUUCAUUUUGAUUACAUGUCAUUUUUGUGCAUGUAUGUGGGCAUUUUUAGGGGAAACUUAAUUAGAAUAUGGAUUGCAUUCAUGGAUUGCUCAUUAUCAAAUUGAUGAUUCUAAUUGGAGAAUAAAAUAUAUCUAUUCAUUUUAUUAUUCAGCCAUAACAACAUUGACUAUUGGAUACGGUGAUAUAACACCUUAAACAAUUCCAGAAAAAAUAUAUACUAUAUUUUUGGCUCUGUUGGUUUGUGGUGUAUUAGGAUACAGUGUAUCAACAGUUGGAGAAAUAAUUAAGCAACUGCAGGAGAAAAAUCAAGUGUUUAAAGAAAAAAUGUCUUUAGUUACUAAUUAUGUGAAGAGUAGAAAGCUUAACAAAUAAUUAUAAUUAUAAGUUAGGAAAUAUUUUGAGCAUUAUUUUAAAUUAGAAGAAAAGUCAUAAAUCGAAGCAGAAGAAUUGAUGUAAAAAUUAACUGUUGAAUUAAAAUAGAAAGUUACUUUUGAUUUAUAUUGUUCCAUCUUAAAAUAAUCUAAAGUACUUUCAAAUUUGUGCGAUUCUUGUCUGUAAAAAUUGUGUUUGGUGGCACAUGAAUAAAAAUAUGCUCCAGAAGAAAUCAUUUGGAAAUAAAACGAACAAGCGUCCAAAUUAAUUUUUUUAGUUAAAGGAAAGCUAGAGUUGAUGGCCAAUGAUAUUGGAUUAAAAAGUUGGAAAAAAGGAGUAAUUGGAGAAAGAGAAUUUGCUUCAUAAACUACUUACAUCACAUAUUUAAAAGCUUCUAAAUUCUCUCAAGUAGUUUAUAUUGAGUAUUCAGAUCUUUAAAGAAUUUUAGGUGAUCAUUAAGAAGAUCUUGAGAAAAUCAAGAUGCUAUAGGAUAAUCUUAUAUUUAAUGAAAAUUAUAAGACUUUUGGUAAUGUUUGUGAAGUUUGUGAAUGGACUCAUUCAAUAGAGAAAUGUCCAUUCGUUUUCAUUAAAGUGAAUAAAACUAAAAUCAUGAAUAAAUUUAAAGAAACCAAAGAAUAAAAUAGAUUAUUUUCGGAUAGAAAUAUUUUUAGAUACACUUCUCGGAAAAAAAUUAGUGAUAUUUAAGAGUGUGCAUUAGCUAUGAUAAUAAAUGAAAAAUUUAUUCAUCAACUAGAUAUUACUGAUGCAUAUUUACAGCAAUUAGGAUUUGCUUUAGAUGUAGAUGAUUAAUAAAAUGGUAGUGGGUAAUAAAGAUAAAAUACUUAAAGAGAGUAGACUGCUCUUAAUGAUACAUUCACUGUUAAAAGCAAUACAAAUAAAGAUAAUCUAAGAAAAUAAAGUGAUAGUUUUUCUAAUGAUGUAUUAACUUAUAGUGGCCAAAUGCCGCCAAUCGUUCCUCAUUAAUCAAUACCUUCCCCUUAAAUUUCUUAGAAAUUAAGCAUGAAUAAAAAAAAGGAUGUUUAGGCAAAUGUUAAAUAACCCGAAAGCACUACUAUUUUACGAAAACUUAAAAGGGAAAACUCUUAGAAUAUUGAAAAAAGAAUUUAAUUCGUCUAAUCAUAAUUAAGUGAAUCUAAAGAAUUAAGAAAAAAUUCUAAACUUGAUAGCUGGAGAAGUAUUGAGUAAAAUCUAGGAAUUACAUCUAAUAAAAAAAUUUCUUAUACAAGUUAAGCUAGUGUAAGUUUGUAUAAGUAGAAAAGUUUAUAAAAAUAAAUUAGCCUUGCUGCUAGUCCUAGAAAAAAAAAGAAUUCUUCGAGUGUUGCAGGCACUUUAAAUUCCAGAACAUCUAAAGCUCAAUAUGUAAAUUCAAAUGAAAAUGAUGACAUGGUCAUAAUUAUGGAAGAAGCAGAAGAAAGAACAAUUGAAUAUUGUGAUUUUGAUCUUGAUAAGCAAUUCAUAAUGACAAUUUAUUUUCCGAUAUUUAACUAUGAUGGAAUAAUUAAAAAGAUUCAGUUUUAGUAUUAAUAAAAGUAAAUAUCCAUAAAAGCAAGUAUGAAGAAAUCAAAAACCUUACAAAGACUUAUGAACGAUGAUUGA
Messenger RNA from Paramecium pentaurelia, 3004 nucleotides. The record is from the annotation of a GenBank genome assembly. Lineage: Eukaryota; Ciliophora; Oligohymenophorea; Peniculida; Parameciidae.